AUGCUGUCCUCCAACGCCACAGAACAGUGUACAGAAAGAUAUAUGGACCCUGAGCCAACCUAUCCUCUCCAGGCUCCCCUGCGGGGGCGAUCCCCUCCUCCUCCUGGCCAACAGCCAUUGAUCCAGGUGCUACUUCCCAUCCUCCUGACUCCUGGCGCCCACGCUGGUACCUGCGGGGCAGCUCCCCACCCAACCCCUCAACCCCGCAGCAAAUCAGGGCCUGGGGCCUGGGGCAGGGCACGUGGAGAACAGGUUGAUGCGGUUCUCCCGGAAGUGUGGCCGGACAAUGACCUUGUUGAAAAUGUCACCCGGGCCCUGGCCAGACAGCUCAAUCCCCGAGGGGACCUGACCCCCCUGGACAGCCUCAUUGACUUCAAGCGCUUCCACCCCUUCUGCCUGGUCCUGAGGAAGAGGAAAAGCACGUUGUUCUGGGGUGCCCGUUACGUCCCCACUGACUACACCCUUCUAGACCUGCUUCAGCCAGGAACCUCACCUUCAGAUCCAUCAGACACGGGGAACUUCUCUUUCAAGAAGAUGCUGGAUGCCCGCCUGGAAGGUGAAGUAGAUGUCCCCAAAACAGUGAAAGUCAAAGGGACCGCAGGGCUCUCACACAGCAGUACACUAGAGGUUCAGUCUCUCAGCAUUUCCCCUAAAGCCCUGGACGACUUACAGAAGGACAGGAAGCUUGUACCAGAGCACUCAUUCCUAAAGGAGAUAAAGGAACGAGGGGAGAACCUGUAUGUGGUGAUGGAAGUUGUGGAAACUGUGAAGGAGAUCACCCUGGAGAAUGCUGGGAAAGCUUCAGGAUCCUUCUCCCUCCCCUUCUUUGCCCCUUUGGGCCUGCAGGGAACCAUAGACCACAAGGAGGCUAUCACCAUCCCCAAGGAGUGUGUCCUAGCCUAUCGAGUGAGGCAGCUGGUAGUCAAAGGAAAGGAUGACUGGGACAUUCCCCACGUCUCCAACGAGAUGAAAACCUUCCCUACUGAAGAAAAGCCUGAAGAGAAAAUAUUCACCUUUAUCCAGACAUCUGAUAUUUGUAAGGAGAUUUCUGAAGUUCCAGAAGAUUUUGGGUCGCUUAAGAAAGAAGUGCAGAGUGAGGCCCAGGAGGUGGACAAGUUGAGUGGGGAAGGGCAGAAGUCGCUACUCAAGUCCCUCAGAAGCCUUCUGGGGAAGAAACAAGUCCUCCAAGACUUAGAACGAGCGUUUGAAGAAGCUCUGAACAAGGGGCAUCCUGUGGACUGUGGAGGCCCAGCCCAAAAAGACAUUGAACUCUCCCGUGAUGUUGUAGAAGGCGUUCUGUAUUUCCUUGGAGCCCUGACAGAACUGAGUGAAGCCCAACAUAAGCUACUAGCAAAGUCCAUGGAGAUGAAGAUCUUGCCUCUGCAGCUGAAGCUGGUGGAGAGUGUUAUGGAGCAGAACUUUCCACGGACUGAGGAAGGUUUAUUUCCCCUGAAGCCUGAGCUCCUAUCCUCCCUUGGAGAUGAGGAACUGACCUUCACUGAGGCUCUGGUGGGGCUAAGUGGCCUGGAAAUGCAGAGAUCAGGCCUCAAGUAUAACUGGGACCCUGACACACUCCCCCAACUCUGUGCCCUGUAUGCCAGCCUCUCCUUCCUACAGCUGCUAACCAAGCACUCCUAAACUCUUCUUGGCCCUGCUUCCUGCCUCUCUUCUCUUAGGCUACCUUCCCUCAAGCUCCUUUCUCUCUGUUCUUACUCCUAUAACAUUCAGAACCACCAACUGACAGUGUUACUGAAGAUGAAAGAAACCUCAUUCACACAGAGUAUUUUAGGUCCAAGGCCCCUAAUCUCUGCCCUUCCUGCCACUGUCCAACAGCUGAAACUUACACCCUCUAAAAGAAGUGUAUCCUUUAGAAAAAGAAACCAACCAACAAAAAAUCUAAAAAUCACUUGAAGGAAAAAUAUAACCUAGCCUACUCACUUUUACUUGUCCCCCCAAAAAAAUAAACCUUGUUAGAAUGGCAAGAAUGGGGUUUCUUUAAUUAUCUCUUUUGCUUUGUUUUUAAUUAUCACAUGUGAAUCAUUAAUUUAUGCCAGAAAGGGAAAUAUAAUACAGAGUCAAAUGGCUCCAUCUUUGUAGACCUUUUUGUAAAAGAUUCAUUUACACAAGGGCUCAGGGAAACUUGACAAGAUUUUCUCACUCUCAUAGUCCCCACCCAAGACAUCUGAAAAACUAUCUGUAUAAUACCUUCCAAUAUACUGAGCCCAUUUCCUCAUGUGUUCUCAAGAGUUCAAAAGAAAAAUUUAUUAAAAAGAGGAAAAUAGCCUUGAAAUUGAAUCCCAAAGAUAUGUCAAUCACGAGCCACAGCCAAAUACAAGGACUUCUGUAGUAAAUCAUCUCCUAUACCUAGUUCAGUCUGGACUGAUGCUCCCUUUUGGGAGCAAGUAAGAUGGAAAGAUAGAUUUCUUUUCUCUCUCUGACUUCUAGCCAUUCUACAAUCCCCAGGCCAAUCCACCAAUUAGUCAGAUGAAGUGAGGCUAGAUUCAAGAUAUCAACCUUUGUGUCCUUACAUCCCCACCCCCAAAGCAAACAAACCAAAACCCAACUCCAGAAACCUACUCCUCUCCCCAAUUGUCAGGACUGCUCUCUGUAGAUCUUCCCUUCUUUUUCUGUCCCAUUCCCACCAGUUAUUAUCCCAAACCAUCACCAUGUAUAACUUCUAGCAGACACAAUUUUAUUCUCUCCAGUUCUCAAACAGGAAAAGGAAUGCAGAAGAGAAAGGGUCCAGGACCAGAUACCUUAUGAACAUUAAUCAUACUAGAAGAGUAUUUACAAACUAAUUGGAGGAAGCACCAACAUGGCAUGGACAUUUUGAGAACUCUUGCUCAAAAACGAGGACAGAAAGCAGCAGAAGUUGAGGGAGUAUGAAAUAUCAGGUCCAGAAAUGGGAAACAUCUCCAAAUAGAAUCCAAUCAGGAGCUCUUUGAGAAGUAGGAGGCUAGAGUAAGGGCAGUGUUGAACAGGAAAGACCAAGAAGUUGGACAUUACUUCAGAAGUAGCAGCAGUACAACCUUCCAAAAUGACUCAGAUGAAGAGUCUAAAACUGCAUGAAGGGAAAACCCAGAUAUAAGAUUAACCCAGAAAAUUUCAGAGUCACUAUAUUACUAAGGGUCAUGUCCUCAUUAUCAUUCAGCCUUGUCUGAUCAGAAGUGGUCAUGGAUUAUUAGAAAGACAACCAGCCUAUGUAAUAUACAUUAAAACCUAAUAAAAGGUCUUGGGUUCACAACACCCCUGACUCAACUGGGAUUUUAACUAAACUCAAAAAUAAAAAUAUUGAAGCCACAACUGAUAUGCCAGUCGACAAGGCUUUAUUAAGCGUUUACUAUGUGCCAGAAACUGUGCUACGUGCUGGGAAUACAAAGAAAGGUGAAAAAUGGGCCCAGUGCUCUCAAGGAGAUCAGUUUAAUGAUAGAGACAAUGUGCAAGCAACUAUGUUCGAAAAAGAUAUAUACAGGAUAAAUGGGAGGUAGAGAGAAGGCACUAAGAAUAAGAAGGACUGGGAAUAGUUUAUCGAAGAAAGUCCAGUUUGUUUACCUUUUGUUAAGGGAAGGAAUCAUUGUUGGGAAGAAAGAGAUUGUUUCUUGGAAAUUGUUGUGUCAAAAUAAA
Dromiciops gliroides (monito del monte) is the source of this 3624-nucleotide messenger RNA. RefSeq names its product gasdermin A (gene GSDMA). Gene Ontology annotation, molecular function: phosphatidylinositol-4-phosphate binding; phosphatidylinositol-4,5-bisphosphate binding; phosphatidylserine binding. NCBI's taxonomy places the organism in Eukaryota, Metazoa, Chordata, Mammalia, Microbiotheria, Microbiotheriidae. The record is from RefSeq and is a predicted model, not a curated record. Gene Ontology annotation, biological process: pyroptotic inflammatory response; defense response to bacterium.